This is a messenger RNA of Notothenia coriiceps (black rockcod), 1591 nucleotides long. RefSeq names its product putative nuclease HARBI1. NCBI's taxonomy places the organism in Eukaryota, Metazoa, Chordata, Actinopteri, Perciformes, Nototheniidae. The record is from RefSeq and is a predicted model, not a curated record. The coding region runs from base 127 to 1407 and encodes 426 amino acids. The transcript is spliced from 2 exons.
AUCAUCCGUCUACAUUUCCGGUCCUAUUGAUGAGGGUCCGAUCAUUGUUUUUCACGAGUCCGUAUAGAUACAGUAAUGUUCUCAAAAAUGACAUAGAAAGUAACUUAUUCUAUACAAAAGUACAGCAUGGAAGCCGCCGAUGUGUUCCUCCCGGUUAUCGCCUGGUGCAGAACGAGGCAGUCCCAGGACAGCCAGGCCGAGGCUCGGCGACAGAAGCGCCGCCUGAAGCUGCUCGCAGUUCAGCGGCUGCGCCUCAAGAAGCUCCGCGAAACAUGGAGGCUGAGAGAGAAAGUCUACAAACAGAGUAAACUGCGUCGCCUCUGUUCUCAUGACACAUGGAUGAAAGCGAUAACACAUCAGUUCUUGAGGGAUCACAGACGAAAAAGACCCAAAGUGUGGCUUCACCCUCGGACCAGCGACUGGUGGGAGAACACAGCAGCUACUUUCACAGAUCAAGAGUGGCUGCAGCAUUUUAGAGUAUCGAGAGAGACCUUCUCCUACCUCUGCGCGACGUUAAAUCCAAAGUUGAGGAGGCAGGACACCAAUUAUCGCCUCUGCAUCCCCUUAGAGAAGAGAGUGGCGUUGACUCUCUAUAAAUUGGCCCACCCCUGUGACUACAGAACUGUGGCAGAUCUCUUUGCUGUGGGGGUGGCGUCUGUUUGCCACUGUGUGCAUGAGUUUUGCACAGUGGUCAUUGAAGUGCUUAAACCGCAGCUUGUUGUGACGCCCAACAAAUUUCAACUUGACAACAUUGAAGAAUGUUUCCAUCACACAUAUCAGAUUCCUCAGUGUAUUGGAGUACUUGACAGCAUGAACAUCACCAUCAGCAGACCGCCACAUCUCAACUCUGAGAAACCUGAUGGAGACAGUUAUCUUGCUAUCUUAUUUCAAGCAGUUGUUGAUGACAAAGGCCUGUUCUGGGACCUGAGCAUGAGCUGCCCAACGUGGGUGAAUGAUAACAGUGGAGAGUUAUUGGUAUGUGAGGAUUUCUCCACCAGGAUGCACAAUGUCUGUAGAACUGACAGUAGCUGUGUUGUUAUUGGUGAUGCUGGAUAUCCUUCUAAAAACUGGCUUCUCAAACCAAGCACCAAUGUAAGCUGGCUGACUGCAGAGCAAGAGCUGCUUAACACUCAGAUUAUUGCAGCGCGCAGUGUGGCCCAUUAUGCUUUUGAGAGGCUGAAGGGUAGGUGGAGGUGCCUGAGCAGACGAAAUGACUGCAAUGUGGAGAUUGUCAAGGACAUGGUAGAGACAUGUUGUGUGCUUCAUAAUCUCUGCGAGAAAAACAACGAUAUGUGCCUUCCAGACUGGAUCGGUCAAGAGCCACUUCAGACUGUUGAUGAAAACCCUCAAAAGAAUAGUGAGUCAUUCGAUGAUUUGCUGCAGCUGAUACAGGACAGUGCAGAAUAAUCUCCUCACAUUUGACUACCCACCCUUACAUCAACAAAGGUGGCCAUCAUUUUCCAUGCAUAUCUGAGUUGUUGGAUAUGUCUUUAUUUCAGUCAAUUAAAGACAACUUUUUAUUGACUGUUAACUUUGUAUACCUUUGCCAGAGAGAGAUUGUAUAAACCACAAAUAAAUGUCUUCAUACAUA